This is a messenger RNA of Ipomoea triloba (trilobed morning glory), 4328 nucleotides long. RefSeq names its product putative pentatricopeptide repeat-containing protein At1g16830. Lineage: Eukaryota; Viridiplantae; Streptophyta; Magnoliopsida; Solanales; Convolvulaceae. The record is from RefSeq and is a predicted model, not a curated record. The coding region runs from base 1370 to 3352 and encodes 660 amino acids. Gene Ontology annotation, cellular component: chloroplast. Gene Ontology annotation, molecular function: protein binding. The transcript is spliced from 5 exons.
AUCAGUAAAUCCUAAAUCCUAAUCACUCAUUCACUCUUCGUCUCUUCUCCCCAGCGAAAGCCGACAGCGAGCACUCUCCGAGCAGGCAGGCGGAGCUGCCGGAGCAGCGACGAGAUCGGCCUAGCGACGCAGCCCUCUGGUCUCUGGCAACCAGUCCCAGCGAGCAGCCCUCCAGCAGGUAAUGUAGUGAAAUGUAGUUCAGAGAGAUGAGGUUAUCUGAUUUCUAGGAUGUAAAGGAAUGUAGGCCAAAUUGCAAUUAAUAAUAUUGAUGGCUUUGUGUAUGAGAGGGUCAAUAUGUGGCUGCCAAAAUUGAGCUUCUGCGGGAAGCAGAGAUGGCAGCCAUCCCCAGUUGGUUCCUUGUCCAACUCUGCUUUGCCUCACCAACCACCUCAUCCUCCAUUAAAACCACUACGAACCUUACUCGUCUUUCUUUACUUUCUCCUAUUAAUAAACACCAUAUUUUUCACAAUUUAUGCUAUUAACACGCCCCGCCUAUCCCCACUGGCCUAAGGAGCUGGCCCCCUUGAGGCCCGCAUUUUGGCGGGCCCGUCCCGCCAGCCAGCAUUGACAUCUCUAAGUGGAACCUUCUUAGAAUUCUGAUUCUGGUUCACCAUUUUCUGAAACAUGGAGCUGCCGGUUUGAAACCGGAAUCCAAAUCGAAGGAUAAAAAUGCUAUUUUUCAUUUUAAAUUUAUUACUCAAUUUUGGUUCAAUUUCUUGAAGUUUGAUUUACCGCAAAGUCCAUAACCCCUAUAUAAAGUUGUAUUAUUGAUAUGAGUGAAGUUUACCUUGUGACACUAGACAUUCUCUGAGUUGAAUUUGAAACUUUGUGUUUACCAAGACAAUUGUUCCACUAACUUGACUGAGUUGUCCCGAGUUCUUGAACUAUAUGUGAGAUUAUUAAUUAUUAAUUAUAUAAAUCAUUUAAAAACCAUAGGGAGUCCGUAAAGAAAAGAGAUUUGUAACCUUUGUACUCUCCGGCUGCUUGCCCUCUCCCUAACUCCCUAUCAUAGACCCAGACUGUAGUUCUCCGUCUCCGGUGUCCGCUCCCUUUUCUGUCAAUCUCCUUGGAAGUCGGAAGCAGUCACCAGCGCCGAUUGCUAGGGAAACUUCAAGCACUCAAGCUACUCGAAUUGCAGCUCUUCAAACACUGAAGCAUCAACUCCUUUGCUAAUCGUUGCAAAACUCUUCACCGGUGUGGCAGUGUCGUGCUUUAGUGCUUUGCCACAGCCUUGGAUGGUCUUACCAGAAAAUGCGGCAGUGACAAGAAUAUUGGUGAUAGCGGGUUCUCUCUUCACCUGGAUUCAAACACCUCUCUGUCGAGUUUUCUUGAUGCUUUAUUUUUAGCUGCACAAGCUUUCAUAUCAGAAAUGCUAUGGAGAUCCAAAUGCCUCUUAGUCAGGCUUUCAUAUCAAUCAACCAAAACCCAAUUUCUCUCCUCAAUUCACAGUCUCUAUCCACCCAUUGAUUAUCCAGUCAACAUUCAUCAAAGUUCUUCCUCCACCGAGCAUUUCUGCAAAGCUCCAGCGACUUACAGAAUCAUCCUCACCCCACAGGUUGUAGAAUCCACUCUUCUGAAUUGCCAUUCUGAUCUGAUUUCUCUUUGCUUCUUCUUAUGGUGUGCUAAACAACCAAAUUACUUUCAUCAAAAGGGAGCUUUUGCACACAUGGUGAAUGUAGUCUCUCGACUCACUCAGAGGUUCAGAACAUUGAAAGGACUUCUUGAUGAGUUGGAGAAUGUGGGUUCUGUGAUAAAGGCAGGGGAUUUAUUGCUGUUUUUGAGAAUUUAUUGGUUUGGAGGAAUGCACAGUAUGGUUUUCAUGACUUUUGAGGAGAUGCUUAGGUAUGGGUACACACCAAACACGUUUGCUAGGAACAUACUGAUGGAUGUGCUGUUCAAGAUUGGGCGUGUAGGUAUAGCACUUCAAGUUUUGAAGGAGACCCAGGUCCCUAAUUUCUUAACUUUUAGCACUGCUGUGUAUCAUUUGUGCAAACUCAAGGAUUUGGUUAAUCUCCAAGGUGUACUUAGGAGCAUGUUGAGGAAAGGCUAUUAUCUUAAACCUGAGACAUUUUCAUUCGUUUUGAGUUGUUAUUGUAAAUUAGGUCAGUUAGCAGAGGCUACACAAUUGUUGGGUCUUAUGAUUGUCUUGGGCAUUCCUACCUCUGUGCGUGUUUGGAGUAUAUUAAUUGAUGGAUAUUCUAAGUCUGGCAGGCUUGAUAUUGCUGAUUAUUUGCUAGCUAAGAUGAUUGCUGGUGGAUGUACCCCAAAUAUUGUAGCAUGCACCUCUCUAAUCAAGGGAUAUUUAGAAUCUCAGAUGACUAGCAAGGCAUUUGAGAUCUUAGCAGCUAUGGAAUCUAAGGGAUGCUACCCUGAUUUGGUUAUGUGCAAUGUACUUAUAGAUUGUCUCUCAAAAAUAGGGAGUUAUGAUGAUGCAAUUGAUGUUUUCUGUAGUUUAACUGAGCGGGGAUUGACCCCUGAUUCUUAUACACUUUCCUCUAUAAUGUCAACCAUUUGUUUGUCUAAGGAAUUCAUCCUCUUACCUAUACUGAUCAGUGGACUAGACAUAACUGCUGAUUUAGUUGUGUGUAACUCCUUUCUGAGCUAUUUUUGCAAAGCUGGUUAUCCUGCUGGUGCUGUUGAGUUUUACAAUGACAUUAUAGAUAGAGGUUUUCAACCAGAUAAGUAUACUUUUACUGGAUUAUUGAGUGGGUUAUGCAGAUUAGGUAAGACUAGUCAAGCAGUUAACGUUUAUUGGGGAAUUGUAAAGUCUCAACAUGGACUUGAUGCUCAUAUUCACACUGUGAUCAUUAAUGAGCUUAUAAAGUGUGGUGAAUUUCAUCAGGCUAUCAGAUUAUUCAGGAAAGCUGUAGCAGAGAAGUUCCAGCUUGAUGUUGUUUCCUAUACGGUUGCCCUUGAUGGGCUCCUCAAAGGUGGCCUUGUUGGAGAUGCUUAUAUUUUGUUUAAUGAGAUGAAGGAAAUUGGUUUGGCUCCAAAUAUACACACCUACAAUUUGAUGCUAUCAAGAGCAUGUAAAGAUGGAGAUGUUAGAAUGAUUAAAAAGAUACUUCUUGAAAUUAAUGAUAGAGGGCUUCGGUUUAACCAUAUUACUUUCAGAUUGAUGAAGAAACUUCUGCACAAAUCACAUCAUUCUAGUCUUGUAUUUAAUCUAUUCAUGGAGUUGUGGGAUUCUGGAUUGCUACCUAGGAAUAUACAGAGACUUGUGUUUGAUAAAGCUAAUUGUUAUCUAAAUGUGAAGGAUGCACAUAUAGAUAACCCCUUGCUUGUUCUUGAUACUGAUACUGAUACAUCUAGCUCUGAAGACAUCCCUGAUGUGGCUGUUUCAGUGGGUUGAUGGUAACUCAAACAAAAAUCUAUAGAAGCAUGCAAUUGGGGUUGGAGAGCAGAAAAGCAUUCUAUCCCUAGAGCCCAACAACAUGAAGUUUCAAUUGGUUCCCCAAGAUACAUUGCUUCUGAGCAAGUGCCUGUUCAAUAUGGUGGCUUUAGCCGAGAAGGUGAUUAUGAGUUCUCAACUGCUGACCCUGCAACCGAGGAUGCAAUCAAGCCUACUUCUAAGCACACAAUCUAAUUGCCUGUUACUUAGGAUUGCAGUUUGGUUUGGUAAGUGAGAGUGAUGGGCUGGGGCGUCUCCUAUGGAUCAAAGUUUUUGCUGGCUAAUGAAGGCGUGUACACCAUCAUCGUCAAGAAAUGAAGGAAGACUGGAUCGGCCAAUAAGACGAUAAAUUGGCAACAUAUACAAUUCAGAGGGUGCAGGAAAGGUAGUGCUAACAUUUGACAACCAGACUUCUUAAGGGAAGAAGCUUCUCUACAGGAACAAGAAAGCCUUCUGAUUGAAACACCAGCUGCCUGAUUUCUUUCCCUGCUGCUUCAUCAACUUCUAUCUAAAAGGGUUCUUUUCUUUCUCUAUGGAAUUUUUUCAUUCUUUUCUCUUAUAAAUUUAAUUUUAUGGUCUGUCAUAUGUUAUAAAUAUUUGUUGCAAAUUUUUUUUUUUCUUUCAAGAGGGGGGUAUUGUCAUUUGAAUUGUUCUUUAUACAUAGAUGGGAACAAAAAUUUUGAGAAUGCCUGGAGCCUUGGAUGAAGGGAGAAUUUCAGAGAAAAAAAAAAUAUACACAGCUACUGUAUUGAAAGGAGCAAACACUUGUGAUAUGGUAUGAGUAUAUUGUCUUAGAAGCUUUAAUGCUGAUACUCGGCGUAGUACUAAUUAUCUUGUUGUAGGCUUGUAACCUCCGAUAGCCUGUUUGGUUCACGAAAAAUAUUUGAGGGAUUAAAUUUAAAUUUUAUGGAAAGAAAUUAAGAAGAUUGAUUUCAUU